Molecule: messenger RNA, 801 nt
Organism: Miscanthus lutarioriparius
Lineage: Eukaryota; Viridiplantae; Streptophyta; Magnoliopsida; Poales; Poaceae
Source: the annotation of a GenBank genome assembly
AUGGUCGGUUCUGCAGUUGUCCAAGGGGCAGUUAGCCAAAUCCUAUCUGAUUUGAUUGACAGGCAUGAGGGGAAAGAGAAAUUGAAGGACAACGAAAACUUGGAGAGGCUAGAGAUGGCGCACAUCAAGUUGGAGGCUGCUCUCGAGACAUCUGAAAAGUGGCAGAUCACUGAUGCAUCGUUGUUGCGUUGGCGGAAAAAAUCUGAAGCGUGCUGCUCAAGAAAAAAACAUUGGGAGAAUCUUCAUAAUUGUGUUUCUCAAUGGAAUCGCCCAAACCCAUCAUGUUGCAAGGAGCUUGACCAGCAUGAACUUCACUGUAGUAGCAACACAGGCAUGCCAGUUAUUUCUCUAGAAUCAGUUAUUGGAGUGCACUUGCAGUGCCAAGUCUCACUGCAUGGAGGCGAUUUUUGUCUGCAAGAUUCUCAAUAUCUGAUAGCUGGACUACUGUUUAUGCCCCAUGGCUCUUCAGAGGACCUGCUGGCUGCGGAUAAAAGCUCAGCUAUAGUGGUGAAUCACAGUGAGGAGCAACAUUGCGCUCAUACAGACAUUACCUUGGCACAGCUGGAAGAGAUCACACUACCAAAGGCUGUAGAUUACUUCUGCCAAAACACAGACACAUUAGUGUACCAGAUGCUUUGGAAGUCUAAACAUGGUGCUGCAUAUAUUCAAGUUGUGAAGGCAAGCACGACGAUGCAUAGCACACGGCGAAUGACUCGGGCACUAGGGCAAGAAAGGCAGUGCAACGACAGGAUCAGGAGCUGGAGGAGCAGCCGUAUGUGGUUCCUCACUUCCUCAACUUAA